This is a messenger RNA of Racocetra persica, 1426 nucleotides long. The record is from the annotation of a GenBank genome assembly. Lineage: Eukaryota; Fungi; Glomeromycota; Glomeromycetes; Diversisporales; Gigasporaceae.
UGGAACAUUUCUCCAGAAGACCACUUUUCCGAUUUCUCACUCAGCCCGAUGUCGUAUCUGCGAUUAAUUCUAUAACUGCUGAUAAUAUAUUCGACUACUAUCAGCAGGAAAUGCCAAAUAACCAACUUUCGCAAGUAUAUCAAGUGAUAAUCCAAGAUUUGGAGGAAGUACUCGAAUCAAAUUUCUUUAAAGAAGAUACGACGCGUGUUCUGAAGGACAUUAGAGACACUUGGGUUGAAGUAGGGACUGCGUGUCGCUUACUUCUGGCGUAUGAGGACUGCGGUCGCUCAUAUGACCCUGAUCGGUGGCAAACUUGGGGACUGCGGUCGCUCAAGUUUGGAAGUCUGGGGACUGCGACGUGGAAAAAACAACGCAUUAGAUUCUAUAAAAAUGUAGAAACGAUCAACAAACAAAAGACCGGUCGCGAAGUUCAGUUUCAAAAGUGCGUCACGAAAUAUCAAGGAGGUAUCGCUAAAGUUACCAACGCGGAAGUUGAUAAGUGGGCUGAAGAAUCAGUAAACGGAGAACCUUCAGUCCGCAGAUCGCCUCGACCAAUGAAACGCGUUAACUACGCUGAAGAUAAUUCAGACGAAGAGAGGAAGAUGAGGAGAGUAAAUAGUACUGCUCAUUCGCAAUCGACGGAAUCUCCACAACCUAGAACCCCACCGCAAGCUCCUCGGGUUUUAACUCCAUUGAAAACAACUCCGAAUAAGCGACCGCGGAAUAAAGAGGAAAUUCAGCGAUAUUCCGAAGAUAUCUCUGUUAUAUGUGCUUUUGAUAAAUCUGUUUCGGAGUUGACCUUAGAAAUCGGCGAGGAGCUUGCCAUUGAGCUAUCCUCUAUUCGUGACAUCAAUCCUGCUGUGUGGUCGGAUGCUCUGGAAAAAUACGUUGAUACUUCUCUUAAAGAAACUGGAAAAAAAUUCAAAACUGCAAUUCAGGUUGAAGUUCUGAAUGAACCAUUUCGGUUAUAUUGCGAAAAAGUUCUUCUUGAUUUUUAUAAUCUUGUUGAUGUAAACUCUACAAUGGACCGAAAUAUAGGCGAACGGAAAUUUAUUACAUAUCAAAUCUCAUCGAUUUUAAAAUUUUAUGAGAGGACGUUUUUGAAUCUUAACUUCGAUUGGAUUGAAAGCCAUGCAUCUUCGGCAAAAAUAACAAAAUCCGCAACAGGUGAUCGGUACAUGAAUGACUCUCUAUGCAUUGAAUAUGCUCCCGGAUGGAAGAUUUCUUUCUACGGAACUUGCUACAGCUUUAAUCCCUUUCACUUCAAUGGUCGAAAUCAAUAUAAAGCUCUUCUCAGAAUGAUGGCUAUCUUUCAUGAUGAGAUAACAAAACAAGAAGAACUAAUGGGCGAGAUUGAACGAUCUGUAUUUCGAUCUAAAGGAACAACAGUUCGUCAUGUAUUAAAGAUUCCCGAUGAAUUGUUUAA